AAACGGUUUCAAUUAUUGAAUUAGUAGUGCUGUUAAUAUAGCUUGGAGCAUAUUAUUGUCUAUUAAAUCGAAAAAAUCAAUAAUAAUUAAAUUGAUGAAAGAAAAGAAAAGAAAAAUCGUACUAGUACAAAUAUUGCCAUCUAGUGAUCAACGACAGUACUCGAAAAACAUAAAUUUUUGGUCUGUAUGGCUAUAUAGUUGUGGCGUUUUAUUGAGUAUUUAUUGAGAAUAAGUUUGAUGAAGGUAUUGAUAUACCUGAAAAUUUUUUGUACUGUACCUUAGUUGUAGAUAGAGCUCAAUGCAAAAAUUGAUUUCCAAAAUAAUAUGAAAAUGAUGAAAGAAACCUAAAACCUAAAGCGCUGUGGGACAUCUAACAAAAACAACAGUGAUUUGAAGGGUCUAUUUUGUACUUCAUCUAUGGUGCAACUAUAUAGUUAAUUGUGUACCGUUAAAUAUUAUCUUUAUCUGUUUACACACCGGCGUGAAACUACACUAAACGUGGAAUUGGCGUCGUAUAGCUUAGGUAUUAACAGGAUUCAUUUUGUGAAAAAUGGAUAAUUAUCAGCAUUCGUAUACUGCUAUAAACAGUAAAUUUACAAAGCAUGGUAAUAAAGAAAGAUAUCGAAGAAAUAACUAUAAAUAUGAAGAGAAUCAGUUCUCUAAUUCGAGCUACAACAAUGUUGACUAUGAAUCUGAGAAAUUUAUUAUACAUAUUAGCAGUGAUAAAGUAGGAAAGUUAAUUGGUAGAAGUGGAGCUAAUAUUAAAGAUCUCCAAAGUAAAACAAAUACAAAAAUUCAAAUUGACAGGUCAACAGGAAAUGACACUACAGCAGUGACAAUAAUUGGUUCCAAGGAAGCACAACAGCAUGCUAGCAAUGAAAUACAAGAUUUAUUAAAAGACUCUUUAUACUUAUCAUUAGAUGAAAAGAAUGAGCAUAAAGAGCAAAAUGAUGAACCAAAGAUUGAUUUUGCUGCAUUUGAUUGGAGUAAAGCUGGUAAAGAAUGUGAUGAGUACAGACAACAAAAAUGGGCAAAAUAUGCCCCUAUUAUUAAAAAUUUUUAUAAAGAGCAUCCAGAUGUUGCUAAGAUGACAAAAGAACAAGUAGCCCAUAUUAGAAAAACAAACAAUAAUAUAGAAGUAAGAUAUAUGUUUGAAGAACAAGAAAAGAGUUUAGAAGAAUUUGACAUACCAAAUCCUAUUGAAACAUUUGAACAAGCUUUUGAGGAUUACCCUGAAAUACUAGAGGAAAUAAGAAAACAAGGAUUUACUAAACCAAGUCCAAUACAGUGUCAAGCUUGGCCUGUUCUUCUCAGUGGUAAAGAUCUUAUUGGAAUUGCACAGACAGGCACAGGUAAAACUUUGGCAUUUUUGUUGCCUGCCUUAAUUCAUAUUGAAGGACAAGAAACACCAAGAUCAGAGCGGAGUGGACCUAAUGUUCUUAUUAUGGCACCCACCAGAGAAUUAGCACUACAAAUUGAAAAAGAAGUGAAUAAAUAUUCUUAUCAUGGUAUAAAAGCGGUAUGUGUUUAUGGAGGUGGCAGUCGCAAAGAACAAGUCAAUAUAGUAACAAAGGGUGUAGAAAUAGUUAUUGCAACUCCUGGUAGACUAAACGAUCUUGUUGAGGCAAAUAUCUUAAACAUCUCGUCAGUUACCUACCUUGUAUUAGAUGAAGCUGAUCGUAUGCUCGAUAUGGGAUUUGAACCACAAAUUAGGAAAACUUUAUUAGAUAUAAGACCAGAUCGACAGACGGUUAUGACGAGUGCUACAUGGCCUCAAGGGGUUAGACGUUUAGCUCAAUCAUACAUGAAAGAUCCAAUUCAAGUAUUUGUUGGAUCUCUCGACUUAGCUACUGUACAUACAGUAAUGCAAAAAAUCUAUAUCAUUGACGAAGAAGAGAAAACGAACAUGAUGUAUCAAUUUUUUCGUGAAAUGUCUCCCACCGAUAAGGUAAUAGUAUUUUUUGGGAAAAAAUGUCGAGUUGAUGACGUGGCGAGCGAUUUAGCUUUACAAGGUGUUAAUUGUCAAAGCAUACAUGGAGGAAGAGAGCAAUGUGAUAGAGAACAAGCAUUAGAAGAUUUAAAACUUGGUGAAGUACAAAUACUUCUUGCAACGGACGUUGCCAGUCGAGGCAUCGAUAUCGAAGAUGUUACACAUGUAUUAAAUUAUGAUUUUCCACGAGAUAUUGAGGAAUACGUUCAUCGAGUUGGUCGGACCGGUCGUGCUGGACGUACAGGAGAAAGUAUAACAUUUAUGACAAGGAAAGAUUGGUCUCUUGCGAAAGAAUUAAUUAAUCUUUUAGAAGAAGCUAAUCAAGAAGUACCUGAAGAACUGUAUCAAAUGGCUGAUAGAUAUGAAGCACGAAGGGAUAAACGAGAUUUCCCUCAUAGAAGAGGCAACAGAAGAUAUUAAUUCUAUAUUCACAUUCGUAAAUUUAUGUUCCUAAUAUUUGUAUAAGCGAAAAUGGACAGAAUUAUAAGCAGUUCCGUUUGAUGUUUUUUUUUUUA
Messenger RNA from Megachile rotundata (alfalfa leafcutting bee), 2505 nucleotides. RefSeq names its product putative ATP-dependent RNA helicase DDX43. Gene Ontology annotation, molecular function: RNA binding; ATP binding; RNA helicase activity. The record is from RefSeq and is a predicted model, not a curated record. NCBI's taxonomy places the organism in Eukaryota, Metazoa, Arthropoda, Insecta, Hymenoptera, Megachilidae.